AUGUCUCAACCUCCUACUCCUAUCAGUGAUCUAUACAGGUUUUAUGAUGUUGUAGAAGAACUAUACUUACCAAAUUCAAGUCUUUGGAAUAUUGAUCUCCUUAAUAAGUUAUUUGAUGCUGCCACCUCAAUGAAGAUUCAAGCUCUUUUUAUUGAUAUCAGCAAAGAAGAUGUAAUGAUUUGGUCUCCUUUUAAAGAUGGUAAAUUCUCAGUUAAAAGCACUUAUAAACUUUUAACUCUCAAUAACAGUGAUAUUCAGGUAAAUGGUAUUAGUAUUAAUCCAAAAGCCUGGAAGAAUCUGUGGAACUGCUCAGCUGCUCAGAGGAUUAAAUUGUUCUCUUGGAAAUGCAUAAGGGGUCUUAACAUAAUAAAAAUAAAGAGAGCUCAAUGUAAUUCUUCUUUGGACACUCAAUGUGAUAUUUGUGGAUACACUGUGGAAAACAUAGAGCAUAUUAUUUUUCAUUGCAAGCACGCUAAAGAAGUAUGGAAGGGUGUGAACAUUAAUAUUGAUACUAUCUCUGAAAGUUUCAAUUCAAUCUCUGAAUGGGUUUUAAGUUGGUUUGAUCCUGACAACAAUGCUCCAGAAGAUAGUAAGCUUUUCUUGCUAAUGAUAAGCAUAUGGGUUUUAUGGAAGGAUAAAUGUGAUGUGGUAUUCCAGGGAGUAAAACUCAACUCUAUCUCUUCUGUGCAUAAAAUUUCUUAUCAUUUAGCUUCUCAUUUGCGCACUUAUAAGAUAUCUAAUGCAUCCACUCGGAUCAUUUCUAGUUUUAACUCUAGCUGGAAGCCACCCCCUAAUGGUAUUUUCAAACUUGAUGUAGAUGGAUUCUUUGAUUAUAAUACUAAUCAAUAUGUUAUUGGUGUUGUAAUACGUGAUCAUACAGGUACUUUCCUUGGAAUCAAAUGGAACUAUGGAGAUGGAGCACUGAAUCCAGAAGAAGCAGAGUGUAUGGCAGUUCUAGAAGCUUUAUUUUGCGCACUGGAGAGGAACUUCUCAAGCAUUCAAAUUGAAGCGGAUGCCAAGCUAGUAAUAGAAUCUAUUAAGAGUAGUAAUUUGCUUACUCAAUGGGAGAAUAGAAACUUAAUAAAUGAGAUACAAUAUCUCAUCUCCAAGUUUUUGUUUUGA
Papaver somniferum (opium poppy) is the source of this 1122-nucleotide messenger RNA. RefSeq lists its product as uncharacterized. NCBI's taxonomy places the organism in Eukaryota, Viridiplantae, Streptophyta, Magnoliopsida, Ranunculales, Papaveraceae. The record is from RefSeq and is a predicted model, not a curated record. Gene Ontology annotation, molecular function: RNA-DNA hybrid ribonuclease activity; nucleic acid binding. The transcript has a single exon. The coding region runs from base 1 to 1122 and encodes 373 amino acids.